AUGCACAAGCAGAAGGCAGCCUCUGGCUCGAUCCAAGAGGUUACCAGAUCCUUCCAGAGAUCGGCUACGAGCUCGGCAGGAGGCACAGAGCUGCCCAUUUGGGGCGAGAAGUCUCAAUGCCGAGGCCGGCCGAAGCUCGAAAAGAAGCAGCUCCACAGAGUGGCUCCUUGGGAAAUCUACGACGGGAAGGACCUGAAAGAAGUUCUCGGAGAAUUCAACGACGAUGGCAAGGAUAGCGAAAAAACACAAGACAGAAUCGACUCGCCAAAAGACCCGAGAAAGAGUCAGAAGUGUCCAAAAUCCACAGCCGCUAACCGGGACGACGAGGAGACCAACUCCAACGGAGCGGCCCCAAUCGGCUGCGUUUGCUUCCGUCGACGGGGUGGAAGUCGCCGAACUCGAAGAUCAUGA
This is a messenger RNA of Oikopleura dioica, 411 nucleotides long. The record is from the annotation of a GenBank genome assembly. Lineage: Eukaryota; Metazoa; Chordata; Appendicularia; Copelata; Oikopleuridae.